CGCGGCCAUCGUCCAGCGCAACAACAUACUUUUUUUUAUCCUCAGUGCGUCGCGUGCCUGCGACUCCUUCAGCCAAGAUGGCGCGCGUCUACGCCGACGUCAACCAGAACAUGCCCCGCAGCUACUGGGACUACGACAGCGUCAAUAUCAGCUGGGGUGUUCUCGAGAACUACGAAGUCGUCCGCAAGAUCGGGCGAGGAAAGUACUCCGAGGUGUUCGAAGGCAUCAACGUCGUCAACUACCAGAAGUGCGUCGUCAAGGUUCUCAAGCCGGUGAAGAAGAAGAAGAUCAAGCGAGAGAUCAAGAUCCUGCAGAACCUGGCGGGCGGGCCCAACGUUGUUGCACUGCUUGAUGUCGUGCGAGACUCACAGAGUAAGACUCCGUCUUUGAUUUUCGAGUAUGUCAACAAUACCGACUUCCGAAGCCUCUAUCCCAAGUUCAACGACCUUGACGUGCGAUUCUACAUUCUCGAGCUGUUAAAGGCUCUCGACUUUUGCCACAGCAAGGGAAUUAUGCACAGAGACGUGAAGCCUCAUAACGUUAUGAUCGAUCAUGAGAACAGAAAGCUGCGUCUUAUCGACUGGGGUCUGGCUGAGUUCUACCAUCCUGGAACGGAAUACAACGUUCGUGUGGCCUCUCGUUAUUUCAAGGGCCCCGAACUGCUGGUUGAUUUCCAGGAGUACGACUAUAGUCUCGAUAUGUGGAGUCUCGGCGCCAUGUUUGCAUCCAUGAUCUUCCGCAAGGAGCCUUUUUUCCAUGGAAACAGCAACUCCGACCAGCUUGUUAAGAUCGCCAAGGUCCUUGGCACAGACGACCUAUUUGACUAUCUUGACAAGUACGAGAUUGAGUUGGACGCUCAGUAUGAUGAUAUUCUGGGACGAUUCCAGAAGAAACCGUGGCACAGCUUCGUCACAUCGGAAAAUCAGCGUUUUGUCUCUAACGAAGCCAUUGAUUUCCUCGAUAAACUACUGCGUUACGACCACCAGGAGCGUCUGACUGCAAAGGAAGCUCAAGCCCACGCCUAUUUCAACCCUGUUCGAGACCCUGAGGUUUUCAAGCAGAACUUGAUCGGCGCUAAUGGAGGACCGUACAAGUCCUGAAAUGGCUACGGUGCUUUAUUCUCUCGACGAUCUUUUCAAGUAUCGCAAUCUCUCUAGCCUCUUCUUUUUUUUAUCCCCGUCACCAGCGCUUGAAUCAUUCAUCUCUUCAAAAGAUGAUACUCCAACUCUUUCGGCUAGGCUGGGCUGCCUAAUAAAUAUUCAAGGGGAUGAGUCAUGGGAAAUUAAAAGAAAAAAAAUUAGGGGCAUAACACUUCUUUUUUUAUGAUGAACGGUAAAACUUCUGCGGCUGUUCAAAGCGGUGCAGGAAUUAUGAUAGGAAACAACAAUAUUUUUCGGUGGCUGGAUAUGAGAAAGAAAGCAAGCGGUUAGGAAAACACUACAGCGAACAGAAUUUCUCUAUUCCCUAACUCUCUCCUUUCCUUUCCCCCUUUCCCUCUCUCCAUCAUCCUUUUCACCAGUUUGUGAAGAGAAGAAAAAAACCCUAGAGGUAGCGAACUUUGCACUCAAUCGGUCACAAGUUCAGCUAUCUCGGAGCAGCAAAGUCGGUCUACGGCGUUUCAGGAAAUUUGGGCAUUUGCAAAGCUCGGGUGCGAAGGCAGGAAAGGGAUGGAGGGAGGGAAGGACUUUUCACCCAUAGUUUCUCGCUUCCCCUUUUCGAUGUUUUGGAACAACUAAUUUGAUUUGCGGUUAGCUAAUAUGUAGGUAGCGUGUAAUACAUCGUCAUUCCACACUACCCUUUUGUCCUCCCUUUUCUCCCAAAGAAGUAAAAAAAGAUCUCCAGAUAUGUUACUCCAUUUGCCCAGUCCACUAGCUAUGCCGUUAAACGCCACCAGU
Molecule: messenger RNA, 1895 nt
Organism: Trichoderma atroviride IMI 206040
Lineage: Eukaryota; Fungi; Ascomycota; Sordariomycetes; Hypocreales; Hypocreaceae
Biological process (GO): regulation of transcription by RNA polymerase III; peptidyl-threonine phosphorylation; peptidyl-serine phosphorylation
Cellular component (GO): cytosol; nucleus; protein kinase CK2 complex
Molecular function (GO): ATP binding; protein serine/threonine kinase activity
Source: RefSeq, a predicted model, not a curated record